This is a messenger RNA of Fusarium subglutinans, 1008 nucleotides long. RefSeq lists its product as uncharacterized. Bases 1 to 1008 code for a protein of 335 amino acids. The transcript has 4 exons. NCBI's taxonomy places the organism in Eukaryota, Fungi, Ascomycota, Sordariomycetes, Hypocreales, Nectriaceae. The record is from RefSeq and is a predicted model, not a curated record.
AUGGCUGACUCCUCUCAAGACGCUAAGUGCGCUUGGCUUAAAUGCAGUACGAAACUCUUAGAUGUCGAAGGAGAUGACUUUAAAUACUCUAAUAUUGGUCACGGCCCUUGGCUCUGUCGCGAUCACUCAUGUAAGGCGAAAGUCAAAGACAAGCAGUGCUAUGAGGAACGCGACAAGAACUCUCAGUACUGCAAAGAGCACUCCAAAGAGUUCCAGUGCAAGAUGCCGAAAUGCGACUCCGACCGGGAUGGUUCUGAACGGUACUAUGGUGAAAUGUCGGGUCGAGACAAGAAAAAGUGCUAUCAGCAUCAACACUGUGAAGCCUCGAGAGACUGCAAGAAUUACUCUCAGUGGGAUUCCAACAAAACUCCAACCAGGCUCUGUGCGAACCAUUCCAAAUGCGAGUUCUUCCAGGGCUGCAACGGCUUUGUCCAAGGGGAUUCGAAAUUCUGUACUGAUCAUGAGUGCGAUCAACAAUGCUGCCUGCAGCCUCGAGAUGCUCAUAACGGUCUGACUUAUGCUCCGCACCUGGAUGCCCUGACUUUGCCAACGGACAUGGUCACGCCUACCCCCAGAAAUGCUUCCGACAUACUUGUCAAAGAGGAGACUGUUCAGAAAUCGUCCAGGACAGCAAUCCCAACUCUCAUUUCUGCCAAACUCAUGCCUGCGCCGACCCUGCAUGUACUUGUGAGUCAACAAUACCUGGUGGAUAUUGCGUUUCUCAUGGAUGCACCACCCCAGGCUGCCGUGCCCCCCGAGAACGCGGUUCUCCAUUCUUCCCCUACCUUUGCACGCGUCAUGGGGGAGCGAGAGAGGAACAAGAGAGUUACUAUUAUCCUUCCACUGCUCGUUCUCGAACAACAUCUCGCUCGGGGAGUAGGACUAGUAGUCAUGACUCCCGGCGCAUUCCGAGGACAUUUCGCCAACAGCAUUACCAUUACCCAACAUAUCAGGAUCCGGUUCAGGCCUCAGAAGCUGAUCGUCGAUAUGAAUCGUAUGAUAACGUAG